AUGAGUAUAAAAGAGCAGACGUCUCCAGAGGAAGACAUACACGGUGACCCAAAAGGCCUCGCCGUCGCCAUUCCUGAUCUGAACAACAUGAACGCCGUGCUCACCUUGGUGAUCCUGGGAACCGCGGCCACCGCCAGUGUCGCUGCGGUGCCCACCACAGCCAGCCCCUGCCAAGUGCAGCAGAAAGAACAGCCUGUGGACGUAGGAAACAUCGGAGUAUUUGGUGUGAGUUUCGGUGUCAGAAGUUUCAGCCCAACUGUGAAUGUAAACAACACCAGCUACCUUCCGAGUGACACCUACUAUUCUGGGUAUGAACCCAGCACUGAACAUUCUUCUGUCAUUGAACCCACCUUCAGAUAAUGCUCUUGAGGCGACUCCAGCAUCUACUGAGAAACUGUUGACCCCUCUCUGUAUGUUGUCUACCUGUACCUGUAUUACUCAGCUCCAUGAUGGCCAAAAAGAUGAUCAGUUCUACAACGUCUUCUGCAGCUAUGUGUCUGAAGGGAUGUACAGUGUGCCUCAAUAAAAUCGCACCAGAGCGAUGAUAAUCAAAGAUUUUUCAUUCAGUUCAUAUCCCAUAUUUUUAUCUCCUUAUUCCUGAAUCAAAUACUCUAAUGGUAAAACAAGUGGAAAUCUCAACGACACAAACAUCACUUAAAUAAAGAGCCACCAUCAAAGGAGAAACUGGAAUCACAUUUGUGCACAUCCAUGAAUGUACGUUUGCUUGCAUCCGCAAACACCUGCAGUGAGAGAGAGAAAGAGAUAGAGAGAGAGAGAGAGCAAGAAAUCAGAGAUAGAAGAAGAAAGGAAUAAAUAAGAGAAAGAGAGACAGAGAGAAAUAGAGUGACUGACAGAGAUAUGGCGUGGUACAGGACUAGUGUAGGGCAUUCAAUGCUAAAAAAGUGGUGUGAAGGAGUUACAUAAGGCGAUGCAAGCAUGGAAAGGAAAACGUUGUUGAAAUAUAAGAAUGAUAAGCGGAGGAGCGUGAUGGAGGAGGAGUGGGACGCAAUAAGGGGUCAGAAGAAGGAGGGAAGAGGUAAAGCGAGUUAAAUGCAGGAAGCAAAUGAAGUAGCACGUCUUUGUACGGUGAAAUUACAAGGACGUAAGCUGUGAGACAUAUCAGCUCCGAGCGGUAUAGUCUGCAACAGGAGACAUGAUUCUAGUCUCAAAGUUCUUCCUUUCCAUCCUUUCUACAGGAACCACAGAAAUCCCAUUAGCGUUGUCGUUUAUUUGCAGUUCUCUGGACUGGAGUUGCUUUCACUGUAAUGAAUAUUUAUAGACCUAUGGAAAUAUCUCAGAAGGCGUUACUAAAGAUCAUUUUUAGCUGUAAAGGUUUAUAGAAACAAGUGACGAGAUUUCAGUGCUUUACAUUAUGCUUGAAUCGAGAAACAGCCCACAUGUAUGCUGACUCUAUGUGUUAACGUAUUUAAAACAAUGUAUCACUAGCGUAUGCAAUUAAUAUACUGUUAACUGUUCGUUCAUAGAUUUAGCAAUGAAAAUGACCCAGCAACAUGCGUGUAUGUGUGCAGUAAGUUUCCUCCUUUACUGUAAC
Messenger RNA from Schistocerca gregaria, 1552 nucleotides. RefSeq lists its product as uncharacterized. The record is from RefSeq and is a predicted model, not a curated record. The coding region runs from base 1 to 360 and encodes 119 amino acids. Lineage: Eukaryota; Metazoa; Arthropoda; Insecta; Orthoptera; Acrididae. The transcript is spliced from 2 exons.